AUGAGUUUGUAUUCGUUGAUUUUCGCACUAUCUUGUUCAAUUCUUUAUAUAUUCGCUUACACUGAUCCGUCUGUGGUCAAUCCACAAUUAGUGAAGAGAUUCGAAUAUAAAUAUUCAUUUAAAGGCCCUCAUCUUGCUUUUAAAGACGGAACUGUACCGUUUUGGACAUUUGGCGGGAGUGCGAUUGCCAGUGAUGAACAAGUACGUGUGACACCGUCGAUUCGUAGCCAAAGAGGCCGGAUUUGGACUAAAAAUCCAUUGGUAGCUGAUCAUUGGCUGCUCGAUGUGAAGUUGCGUGUCACAGGACGAGGCCGUGUUGGUGCUGAUGGAAUGGCGAUUUGGUUUACAGAAAAACCAGGUUCCGAAGGCAGUGUCUUUGGUUCAAAUGAUCAAUGGAAUGGAUUAGGUAUCUUCUUGGAUUCAUUCGACAAUGAUGCAUUAAGUGUCUCACUCCAAAAUAAUCCAAUUAUUGCUGUUAUGAUUAAUGAUGGUACAAAAGUUUAUGAUCAUCACAAUGAUGGCAGUAGUCAGAUUCAAGGCAGUUGCAUUCGAGACUUCCGUAACAAGCCAUUGCCAAUCCAACUUAAAAUCGAAUAUAUUAAUCAAGCAUUAACCAUUUAUAUCAACAAUGGCAUUUCACAUGAUGACAAUGCUUUCGAAUUUUGUACACGAAUCGAUCGAGUACAGUUACCAAAGAGUGGUUUUCUCGGUGUUACAGCUGCUACCGGUGGUCUUGCCGAUGAUCAUGACGUUCUGGAGUUUCUGACAAGUACUUAUUCGGAUCGUCAACAAUUAGCAGAAAAUCAGGCUGCCAACGACGAACAAGCACGAAAAUAUAAGGAAGAAUACGAAAAAUAUGAACAAGAGCUGAAACAACAACAAGUUGAUUAUCAAAAGCAACAUCCAGAAGCGACGACACGAAUUAAUGAACAGCAAAUAUAUGAAUCGGAAUAUGAUCGUGAAUUCCGUGUUAUCUUAGAAGGUCAAGAUCAAAUUCGAUUAUCACUAACAGGUCUUGAUAAUAAAAUGGUUGAACUUUUGGGACGUAUUGAACGACUGUCGACGAUGGGUGGUGGCCAACAGCAGAUUGCCGGACAAGCUCAAGGCGCAGCAGGCAUCGCCACAGGUGUUCCAUCAGAUGUUGCUCGAAUUCAAGAUAUUAACCGCGUAAUUUCUGCGAAUUCUGAUAUGACACGCACUAUCCAAGGUUUUUCACAAGUUUUAACUGAUUUACAACAAAAAGUCAAUAACAUACAAUCAAAUUUCGGAAAUCAAAAGCCAAGUGGUACAGGUCAACAAGUUGUAGGUGGUCCUAGCACUGAUCCAGCCAUCUUAAAUGAACUUCGCGAUACAAUUCGUCAAAUCAAAUCAGAAACCAAUACACUUUUACACAAACCUAAUACUCAAGUCAAAUGUGCAUCUGUUGAUGGUGCCGGUGACUCAACAUGUUUGGGUCCAUAUACAUUCUUCACCAUCAUUGCUUUACAAAUCGUCGCUAUAAUUGGUUAUAUGACAUUCAAGAAUCGUCGCGAGCAACUUUCACGCAAAUAUUUGUGA
Adineta ricciae is the source of this 1557-nucleotide messenger RNA. Lineage: Eukaryota; Metazoa; Rotifera; Eurotatoria; Adinetida; Adinetidae. The record is from the annotation of a GenBank genome assembly.